This is a messenger RNA of Macrosiphum euphorbiae (potato aphid), 720 nucleotides long. NCBI's taxonomy places the organism in Eukaryota, Metazoa, Arthropoda, Insecta, Hemiptera, Aphididae. The record is from the annotation of a GenBank genome assembly.
AUGACUGAUAUCGUUGAAACUUUUUAUUCGGCAUGGGAAACUGUUAUGGGCCCAGUUCCACAUCGCCUUUUUUGUUCAUGGCAUGUCGAUAAAGCCUGGAGACAAAAUUUAAAUAAAAUUAUUGGACCUCAGUGUAAGGAAAAACAAUUCACUGGUUAUAAAUCAUUAAAAAUGCUUCAGACAAUAUCCAGUGACACUGAAUUCAAAAAAAUUUUAAACCAAUUUAUUAUUGAAAUGAUGAAUGAUCCUGAAACAAAAGAUUUUGGAGUAUAUUUUGAACGAAUGUAUGCAAAUAGAACAACAUUAUGGGCAUAUUGUUACAGAAAAGGAGUGGGAGUAAAUUGCAAUAUGCAUCUAGAAUCAAUACAUAAAACUAAAAAGUAUCAUUACUUAAAUGGAUGUAAAAUUGGAAGAUUGGAUAAAAGUAUAAUGGCAAUAAGACGAUUCACGCGUGAUAAAAAAGUAGAAAGAAUGAUCAAAUUGACAAAGGGUAAAUCAACAACAAGAAUUCAAGAAAUAAAAAAAAGACAUGUAACCAGUAUUUCACUUAAUUUAAAAACAUCCAAGAACGAUGCAAAAAGCUGGAAUGUAGAUAGUGAACAUACACCAAGUAAAACUUAUGUUGUUAAACAAAUUAACGAGGAAAUAUGUUGUGUAAUAGUUUGUAGUACAUGUAAAAUAUGCAUUCAUACAUUUGAAUGCACUUGUCUUGAAAAAUAA